Pseudoliparis swirei is the source of this 7699-nucleotide messenger RNA. It is a transcript of the gene prdm16, whose product is annotated as PR domain containing 16. Gene Ontology annotation, cellular component: nucleus. Gene Ontology annotation, molecular function: histone H3K9 methyltransferase activity; protein binding. The transcript is spliced from 13 exons. Bases 1029 to 4376 code for a protein of 1115 amino acids. The record is from RefSeq and is a predicted model, not a curated record. Lineage: Eukaryota; Metazoa; Chordata; Actinopteri; Perciformes; Liparidae.
UGUCAUCAUGAUGAGGAAGAUAUUAACACGCAUUAACGUCACAAAUUAAGUCAUUAAAAAAAUAUUUAGAUUGAAAAAAUAGCAAGACAGAUCUGAGUGUGCAGGCAAAUAAAAAUACAUAAAGUACAUAAAAAUAGGGAAAUUACUUAGAUAGCAUAAUACGUUGAUGUGAAAGUUUUUCUUCCACGCACAUAUUUUCCCGCUACACAUAUCAUAACGAAAAUCCAAAUAAUUGUAUAAAUAAUGAAUAGCUUUUGAAAAUAAUUUGUGCAUGGAGAAUAAAAAAAUAAAACAGACUUUUAUGUUUCGCAAAGUGUAUUAAAAUAUCCCCUUUAAACAUCUCACUUUAAAUUAGGCCUCAUAUUCUGACCACAAAUAAAUCCAAACUUGACCUCGGAGUUGUGAAGAAGUGCUCUCUGGCGUAUCGACGGCGGGCUGGACGGAAUUGAACGAAAUAAAUGUUUCUGCAUUUUAAUCAAACUUAAUUCAAGAAGAAGAAAAAAAAUGCCGACGAAGGCGAAACAUGUAUGUGCUUAUGUCCGCGUGCGCGCGCUUUCCCCGUGCGUUUGAGCGUGAUAGAUGGACAGAUAGAGUGAGUGCAAGUCUGUCAGGUUGCUUUAUCCAUUAUUUACAUCAAUAACAAAUUUAUCAAGCGGCCCGAGCGACGGCUGGGAUCGGAGAUGCGGGGAGGGGUCUGCGCCGCAGAUCCCUCAAUCCUUUUGGCUGGAGAUAAGACGAGGAGGAGUGGCCGACGGGUAACCGAGAGAGCACCGAGGGGCAAUAGGGAAUCACUAAUGAGAGAGAGAGAGAGGCUCAGGAAGAGAGCGAGAGAGAGAGAGAGAAAGAGAGGGGGGGCUCAUCAUCAUCAAAGACGCGCUCGCUGACUAGAUUAGAGAGUAGCCCAGCAGAGGAGCGCCGGGCUUCAUCCAGCCACAGCGAGAGAGAUCACCGACCAUCAGCCGCGCGCGACCUCCUCUCGCCGGCCCUGUCCGUUGCAGCGCUCCGCUCCCUCCUCCGGUACACCGACUAUGGGUUGCGUCGCCAACUCCACCGGGACCGAAGUGCUCCUGCAACUGGAGGCGCUCCGCAGCGCCGCGCAACUUUCGCAACUCCUCCGUCUCUCCGAGAAAAGAAAGAUUUAUUAUAAAGCCGUCCGGGACAUUGAAGCAGGGGAGGAGCUCCUAGUGUAUAUGAAGGACGGCAUUUUCCCCGAAGGAUCCAUGGCACCCAACCUCCAAGAUGAGCAGAUGUACCGCUGCGAAGACUGCGAUGAGCUGUUCUCCUCAACACUGGAGCUGCGGCGGCACCAGAAGUAUUCAUGCUCCAGUACCGGCUCCAUCUUCGACACACUGAGAGAGGAUUUCAAACAGGAGCGGGAGGACAGCGACGAGCCCGUCCACGAAUGUAAAGACUGUGAGAAGAUUUUCCCAAAUGAGUACAGUCUGGGCCAACAUAUGAUAGUCCAUACAGAGGAGAGGGAGUACAAGUGUGACCAGUGCCCCAAAGCCUUCAACUGGAAGUCCAACCUCAUCCGUCACCAGAUGUCACAUGAUAGUGGCAAGCGCUUUGAGUGUGAAAACUGUGAUAAGGUACAGCAUACCCGACACGUGUUCACAGAUCCCAGCAACCUGCAGCGUCACAUCCGCUCGCAGCACGUGGGGGCACGUGCUCACACAUGCCCCGAGUGUGGCAAGACUUUUGCCACCUCGUCAGGCCUCAAGCAGCAUAAGCACAUCCACAGCAGUGUCAAACCCUUUAUCUGCCCUGAUGGGCUGCCUCUAUUUGCUCCCCCAGGCGAGGUGUGCCACAAAUCCUACACCCAGUUCUCCAACCUCUGCCGCCACAAGCGUAUGCAUGCUGACUGCCGUACCCAGAUCAAGUGUAAAGACUGUGGGCAGUUGUUCAGCACUACCUCCUCCCUCAACAAGCAUCGCCGCUUCUGUGAGGGCAAAAACCAUUAUGGCUCUCCAGCAGGGAUGUUCAACCCUGGCAUCCCCUUGAGCUCAAGCCCCAUCAUGGCCAAGGUCAAGUCCCAUCAUCCCCACCUUCAAGGUCUAAACCACUCAGGUCUAGGCUUCACUGACUACUUUCCCUCCCGAUCUCACCCUCAUGCUGGCUUGCCCUUCUCCCCUGGAGCUCAUGGCUUCCCAUCCCUACCUCAUGGUUUCCCAGGUAUCUUUUCCCCAUCACUGUAUCCGAGACCACCUUUAUUGCCAGCUAGCUCCUUGCUAAGGAGCCCACUGGGCGGCGGCAGUCAGGAGGUGAAAUUGCCUCGAAGUCUCCUAGAUGCCCCUCCACUGUCACUGGUUAGCUCCACAAACACCAAUGGAGGAAACAGUUUGAAUCCGCUGGAAGUCAAAGAAAAAGAGAACAAACUGGAUUUGUCUUCUGGAGAAGCCAAGCCAAGAUCUAAGAUGGUGGACUUGUCUGACGGUAGUGACCUUGAAGACGUUAAUACCACAAGUGGGACAGAUUUGGACACCACCACUGGUACUGCUUCAGGGGAUGGUUCUGACCUGGAGAGCGAUGGAGAGAGUGAACGUGAGCGAAGUGGCAAAAGAAGGAAGCCGUCUGGAGCCAUAUCAAGUCAAGAAGGCCACCAGUUAGAAGACCCAGACAGUGCGUUGAUAUCAGCUGUGUCUAGUUCUAGAAACUUUGCUUUUGAUCGUCCCUUUCAGUUUUCUGCACCAUCCCAGCACUCCUUCUUCCCUCCACCUGAUGAGCAAGCCCUCCCACCCACCCACACAAAUGCCAAUGCAGCAACAACAGAUUCCAUCAAAGCCAUCGCCUCGAUUGCUGAGAAAUACUUUGGUCCAGGUUUGAUUGGUCUCCAUCAGGAGAAGAAGAUGGGUCCAUUGCCUUACCAUUCCAUGUUUCCCUUCCAAUUUCUGCCCAACUUCCACAACUCCCUCUAUCCCUUCAGCGCUGAUCGAGGUGUCCUCAAUCCCAGCAUGUUCUUUAAAGCAGAGCCCAAGUCACCUCACGAGCAGCUGCACAAGAUGGUGUCUGGUGUACCGCGAGCUCCUGCUCCUACAGGAGAGUCACCAUUUGAUCUCACCGCAAAGACCAAGGAGACCAAGUUGGCUCAUCCGACCCCAACAAAUCCCUCAAAACCCAAAAGUAGUUCGGGGAGCAGUGGUGGACCUUUGGCAAUACCUAGCGGUGAAGAACAGCCGUUGGACCUGAGCAUUGGCGGCCGGAGCCGAGGAGGUCAUAAUGGUGUGGUGGCUGAGCCACAAAAUAGAAAGAACCACAUCUUUGGAGUUGGAAAGGGGGUCUCCAUCAAGGACGAAAUCCCAGCUGGGUUUCCACUGUCCCAUUCCCAGUCAUUGCACCACGCAGCCAUCGCCCAGCACCAGCACCAACACGCACAGCCACAUCAGCCGCCACCUCUGCACUACGCCAAGCCCUCCGCGUUCUUCAUGGACCCCAUAUACAGCAGGGUGGAGAAGAGGAAGCUACUCGACCCCGUCGGAGCUCUGAAGGAGAAAUUCCUCAGACCCUCACCGCCACUCUUUCAUCCACAGAUGUCAGCCAUGGAGAACAUGACAGAGAAGCUUGAGAGCUUUGGCGCUCUAAAACUGGAUGUGCCGCCCAAUUCGCUUCACCACGCUCACCCACUGUUCAAUUUCCGCUCACCACCACCUUCCCUCUCAGAUGCCAUCCUCCGCAAGGGCAAGGAGCGUUACUCCUGCAGGUACUGCGGGAAAAUCUUCCCUCGCUCUGCAAACCUGACCAGACACUUGCGGACACACACAGGGGAACAGCCCUACAGGUGUAAAUACUGUGACCGCUCAUUCAGCAUCUCAUCCAAUCUUCAACGCCACGUUCGCAACAUCCAUAACAAGGAAAAACCCUUCAAGUGUCACCUGUGCAACCGCUGCUUCGGUCAACAAACCAACCUCGACCGCCAUCUCAAGAAGCACGAGCAUGAGAACAUUCCUGUGAGCCAACAGUCCGGGAUGCUUUCCAACCUAGGAACCACCAUCUCCUCCCCGAACUCGGAGCCAGACAAUCAUGCACUUUUAGAUGAGAAAGAGGACUCAUACUUCUCAGAAAUCCGCAACUUCAUUUCCAACAGCGAGAUGAACCAGGCCUCCAGCUCAACGGAUAAGAGAUCAGAGCAGGCUGAGGAGGAACGCCCAUCCAGCCACUCUAAACUAGGUCUCCGGGGGCUAGAGGAGGAGGAAGAGGAAGUGGAGGGCGACGAUGAGGAGGAGGAGGAAGGCAGCCUGACAGAGAAGUCUCACGACGAGGCGCCUGAGUCCCCGUCCCCUGUCACAACAGGAGUGUAUGUGGAGGACGAGGAGGAGGAAGAGACGGAGACGGCUCCAUUAGCGAUGGGCUAUGAACACACUCGCAGGCUUAUGCAAUGAUGCUGUCUCUCUCGGAGAGCAACCCUUUGCACGCGCCCUCCCAGAGCUCCCUGGACGCUUGGCUGAGCAUGGGAGGUGGACCGUCCGAGACGAGCAGCUUUCACCCGCUCAACCACAUCUAGACCAGAGAGCGGAAAGGGCAGGAAGAGUAGGAGGAACUUUGCUUUUCGCAAACGGACAGAACGAGAGACAAGAGUGGGACACGAGUCUUGAGAAACGUGGACGCCAUACGGACGUUAUUGCGUGUCACCAAUAGAUAGAAGGAAUAGUGUUUGCGUGUGUCUGUGUGUGAAUGUGUGAGUGUAGAAGUGAGUAAAAGAGAGGAGGGAGAGAUUCUCAAAAAGAAAGCACUGCUCAGCUCCUGUUGAUGUGAAGGACAUGCUAAAUGCUUCUCAACAGCAUUGACUCUCUGCGUUACUCUGAUCCUCCCCACGUCCACGAGGCUCCCUCCAGCCCCACAGAGACCCAGCGUCGGGCUCUCAAAGACACUUACGUAUGUCUCUAAAGUCUGUGUACACCGCCGACUACAAGCACUGCAGCAUCCGCCCUGCAUUAGCACUGCAUGUCCACACGGUGUCGCUGUUUCACCGGGAACAUAGUGGGCGCGUGCACUAUCGUCUCCAGGUUUCCGCCACCAACCCCGGGCGAGUCACGUGCUGAUCUCAUUUCAGUUCGAACUGCAGAAUCAACAAUAGCGCCACACUAAAUGUUACUUGAGGGAAUACAAGUUCCAGUAGACUGUUGAUUUUUUUUUUAUGAUUACACGGAGAAUGAUGUUCAAUGUUCAAAUGUGCACAGCAACUGGUGAUUUUGAUGAGCUAUCUGGGACACUAGCCAUUGUAAUUGGUUACCCAAUUUGAUCAUGCUGAAAAUGAAUUCAAAUCAUAAUCAAAAAAUGAGGAAAGUCUUUCUCUGCUUGUUUAUUUCAUCGUCAUUUGUUAAUUUUAUUUACUUCCUCUCUUAGAUACCACAGUAUUGGUUUUUUUUUGUAGGCACCACAGUGCUAAAUUGUUAAUAUAAUUAUUUUAGAGAAGGACCAAAAUUCUAUGAUAUUGACAUAUGAUGUACAAAAUAACCUAGAUGUUCAGAGCAAGAAUGGUGUGUGCCAAAUAACCCAUAGAAAAUGUGUUGUUCUCUGACAAUCAUUUCAUUUCCAAGGGGCUUGCAUUUGCUGUCAGUUUUUUUUCUUUCUUCUUCUUCUUAUUACGCUCUUAUAUAUUUGAUUUCAGAAAUAUGUGUGUAUGUAUUUAUUGUUGGUUGUUUUGUCAUGACUGGAGGAGUAAAAAUGAAGGCAUGUCAUUUUAUACCUCCUUUCUUGAUACUGAAGGAAUGAACGCCAGAAAUUGAGAGAGAUUCAGAAUCUCUUUUAAAGCGUUAGUGUGCCAAAAUGGAAAGAACCCAUGAAAUUAAUUGUUUUUAUUUAUAGUGAAAGAUAGCUGUAGUUAGCUUUAGAUCCUAUUUGGCAAUGUAUCGUCCUGCAGUGUUUAGUUUUUUUUUCUUUUCUUGUUUCUGAUCAACAAUUUUACCCAGUAUGCUGAAUGUGUCUUGUUCAAAUUAGUAUUAUGGGGUUCAAACUUGGACAUCGUUCAUAAAUGUCAGAAAAGGGCAUUGCUUUUCCUCACAUUAUUGAAUCUGACGAGUUUCUACCACAUCAAGCUCCCGUUCCCCUCUGUUUUUCAUUUGAUAUAUGUUGCGUAAACAAUGAAUAUUCUUUUUUUAAUUAGUUGUUCUUUAUUGGUCCAAAAGUCUAAAACACUCAGUCACGUCAGAAUGAACAUCUAGUCGUCGCUGCACUGAAACGACAGAAGAGCCGGUCCUCAAUAAAAGAAAUGAAAGCAAGGUCUCCUGAAACCAAAAAAAAGGGUAAACCUAACCACAGAUAGCGUUAAAUUUAAUAUCAUAGUAUGCUGGUUUGUCCAUACAAAACGUGCAGAACAAUAUCUUCAUUUUUCCAUUCUGGACAGGGAAAGCAGAAACACUUGAUCAUGACAUAAACUUCAUAUUCCCUGAUAUUCUUCUCAGAUCAUAAUAACAUCUCAUGGGGUCUAUGGAGGGCGUGACUCGUGUGUACUGCAGAUGUGCAUUGUUGAUAAUUGUUGCCUUGGUCCUCCCUGCAUACUGGGACUCACAGAACUAGGCCUGACACUUCCCACUAGAACUUAAACCACAUGGGUCCAAGCCAUGCAUUGAUCGGGCUUAGGUCUCUAGAAGUAGAACACAGAUGCAUUUUCAGACUAGUUUCACUUUCGGAAAAGUAAGCAGCUGGAGCUCGACAUGAAGAGACAAGAACAUUCUGGAACAGAAGCACUGUAAUUUGUAUUCACAACAGCAGGUGUGAUGCUGAUGAGGACUGCUGCAUCAUCUCAUUUUUUCUAAAGACAGAAGUCUUUUUUAUAAUUCUACUGAAUGAGAUUUCAUUCAUGAUAAACACAUUGUUUUCUCAAGUCGUGGUUAUAAAAUGUAAAGGCUUGGGUUGCUAAGUUUUUAGUUUAGGUGACUAUAUGUAGUAAUUCAUGUCAUGGACUACUGUAAUAAGUACGCGCUGUGUAAAGCAAAAGAAUCGAAGGCAUUGAAGUAUUCCAUUUUGCCAACUUCAGAAAGUAUUCUGGCAGAUGGUCGCUGAAAUAUGUUUCAGCAUAAUAGAACAUGGUUGCUGUUUUCCCCCCACUGUUACAGGAGAAAGUAAAAAUAUACAUAUUGUUUCUUUUUAACUGUAUAGUAUUUUAAAGAAUGAAAAAAAAAAACAAUGGUGCAUUUGUCUGAAGAAAAAAAAAAUCAUUGAAAAAAUAUGGGUUUAAAUGGAUGGUGCUUGUUUUGUUUGAAUCUGAGUUGUAUAUCGCCUCUGUUAUGUUUAUGGAAAACAAAAAAGAUAUUGUGCAUGACGUGUUUAGCAGUCAUAAUGAUGUCCAUUUGUGAAAUGUGUAUCAAAUCAAAAAAUGAGAAAAAAAAUGAAGAAAAAAAUAAAUCCGUAGAUGCACUUAUUGUACAUGUGGUUAGUUUGGUAGGUUUGACUUCAAGUUCUUGACUGCCUUACCGAUGUUUGGGCAGGUGGCUCUGAAUGACAUUAGAAAAGAGUUGUGGGAGAAGACAUAAUGAAAAACAAUAAAGGAUUGUAGAAUAAUAUUGAACAAUUCUGAAAAUUGCAGUUCUUUUGAUGCUUGUGAUUAUUGAAAUGUACUUUAGAGAAAUUUCAUUGAAAAGAUAUGACUCUGACGUUAAUUCUGUAGAAUAGCAAUGUAUACCAAAUGUAAUCUUUCCAAUGCUAUGAAGAAUUUAUACAUGAAAUUGAUAUGCAAUAAAACCUGUGUGCUUUUUAAAUGACA